AUGGCUCCCACUAUCGAGGCCGAAGAGCCUCACAACAACUUUGACACUAUACUCGUUCUCGAUUUUGGCUCUCAAACGAGCCAUCUUAUCCUGCGUCGGCUUCGGGCUAUCGGCGUCUUCGCUGAGCUGCUUCCGUGUACCACUAAGAUCGCUGAUCUGACAUGGAAGCCUAAAGGAAUUGUUUUCUCUGGAGGUCCUUCUUCUGUCUACGAUGACGGCUCGCCCCAUGUUGACCCCGCUGUUUUUGAUCUUGAUGUGCCUAUUCUGGGUAUUUGCUAUGGCUGCCAGGAGAUCGCAUGGCGAAUCGACUCAACGAAUGUUGCCCGCGGAGAGGCACGAGAGUAUGGCCACGCCGACGUUAAAAUAACUAAGGUUAAUAGUAAUGUCGACCGGCUUUUCGCUGGUUUGGGGGAUGAAAUUCCUGUGUUCAUGUCCCACUUCGACAAGCUAGUUAGCCUGCCUACGGAUUUUGUGGUCAUUGGUGCCACCAAGAACUCCGAGUACGCCGGCAUCGCCCACGUGCAGAAGCCUAUCUUUGGCGUCCAGUUCCACCCUGAGCUCGAACACACUCCCCGCGGAACCGAAAUCCUCCACAACUUCAGUGUUGACAUCUGCGGAGCUCAACCGAAUUGGAAAAUGGGCGACUUCGCCCAGCUUGAGAUCGCUCGUAUCCGCGAUCUUGUUGGUGACCGAGCACUUGUCCUUGGGGCCGUGAGCGGUGGUGUUGAUAGCACUGUGGGAGCGGCCCUAAUGCGUGAUGCUAUCGGGGACCGCUUCAAAGCCAUCCUCGUCGACACUGGAUGUAUGCGUCUUAAUGAGUGCGAGGAGGUCAAGGAGACGCUCGGAAAACACCUUGGCAUUAAUCUCACAGUUGUUGAGGCUGGCGAGCUGUUCUUGAGUCGUCUUGCGGGUGUUUCUGAUCCCGAAAAGAAGCGGAAGAUCAUUGGGUCGACUUUUAUCGAUCUGUUCGAGAAAGAGGCUAUUAGGAUCGAGAAGGAGGCAGAGAACACCCCUAACUCCGGGAAGGUGGAAUUCUUCCUACAAGGGACAUUGUACCCCGACGUUAUCGAAUCUUUAAGCUUCCGCGGGCCUUCGGCCACUAUCAAGACUCACCACAACGUUGGCGGUCUGCCUGAGCGGAUGAUGAACGGCCAAGGCUUGCGUCUGAUUGAGCCGCUCAGACUUUUAUUCAAAGAUGAAGUGAGGGCAAUUGGUCGACAGCUCGGCAUACACGAGUCGCUAGUAAACCGGCACCCCUUCCCGGGCCCUGGCAUUGCUAUUCGCAUCCUCGGUGACGUUACCAAGGAGCGAGUGGAGAUUGCCCGUAAGGCCGACCACAUCUUCAUCACCAUGAUCAAGGAGGCUGGCCUUUACGACCAGAUAUCUCAAGCCUUCGCGGGUCUCGAUACUAAUCGCAGUGUUGGUGUUUUUGGUGACCAGCGAGUUUGGGGUUACAUCGUGAUUCUCCGUGCUGUUGGUACCAAGGAUUUCAUGAGCGCAGACGUCUUUGACUUCGAGAACUCCUUCCUUAAGGAUGUAUCGCGCACUAUUUGCAAUCAGGUAGAGGGCGUGUCCCGUGUUGUCUAUGAUUUAACCUCAAAGCCCCCUGGCACCAUUGAGCUGGAAUAA
Messenger RNA from Penicillium samsonianum, 1629 nucleotides. RefSeq names its product glutamine-hydrolyzing GMP synthase. Gene Ontology annotation, biological process: GMP biosynthetic process. Bases 1 to 1629 code for a protein of 542 amino acids. Gene Ontology annotation, cellular component: cytosol. NCBI's taxonomy places the organism in Eukaryota, Fungi, Ascomycota, Eurotiomycetes, Eurotiales, Aspergillaceae. Gene Ontology annotation, molecular function: ATP binding; GMP synthase (glutamine-hydrolyzing) activity; GMP synthase activity. The transcript has 22 exons. The record is from RefSeq and is a predicted model, not a curated record.